AUGGAGGGAUGGGGACCGGCAAUCAUCUCUCCGUUACGACUGACUGAGGAAUCUACGAACGACGGGGCUAAAGGCCAGCUCAAGGAUCAGCCAUCUAUAGAAGAAAAUGAGAAGACCAAGUCACAAAUUCAAGAUAAAGACGCAUUAGGUCUCAAAGUCAAACGACUACAAGCGGCAUUGAAGCAAAGGACAGCAGAGCAAUUCCAAAGGAUGCGAACUUUUGAGGAGGUUGAACGACAAAACCGAGUGAUGGAAGAAGGUCUCAAACGCUUUCAAUCCACUUUAGAUUCUGUGCAAGCACGACUUCAAGACUUGCAAAGCGAAGUUGAGAUUCUGCGGGGCCAAAUGGAGGAGAUUUCAGGGAAACUCUAG
Molecule: messenger RNA, 372 nt
Organism: Exophiala oligosperma
Lineage: Eukaryota; Fungi; Ascomycota; Eurotiomycetes; Chaetothyriales; Herpotrichiellaceae
Exons: 1
Coding region: 1-372 (123 amino acids)
Source: RefSeq, a predicted model, not a curated record